Messenger RNA from Pipra filicauda (Wire-tailed manakin), 1595 nucleotides. RefSeq names its product chromosome unknown C8orf76 homolog (gene CUNH8orf76). NCBI's taxonomy places the organism in Eukaryota, Metazoa, Chordata, Aves, Passeriformes, Pipridae. The record is from RefSeq and is a predicted model, not a curated record. The coding region runs from base 311 to 1465 and encodes 384 amino acids. Gene Ontology annotation, molecular function: protein binding. The transcript is spliced from 6 exons.
UCUGCUUUGGGGCAGAACUGAAACCAAGUGGAGAAGUUAUCAAAACACACUCCCCCUCACCCCUGCACUGGCACGGGGGCUGAGAUACUCACGGAGCAACUCUACAGUCACGCAGUUAAUUUAUUGAAGCACACGGGGCUCCGGUUCAGCUAUUUAUAACGUGAUCUUACAGCUCUCCCCUCACAGUGCUCGCUGGCCGAUCUCUAUUUAUUACACGACCUCACAGCCCUCCCCUCACAGUGCCCGCUGGCCGAUCUCCUCCCCCUGACCCGGCGCGGGGCCGGCGGAGGGCGCGCUGGGAGCGGCAGCGAUGGAGCUGGGCCCGCAGUUCGAGGAUUCCCUGUUCUCCCCGAGCCGGGAGCGGCUCUCGGGCGGCGGGGCCGUGGCUCCCAGCGGCGCCAGGCACUGCGAGCCCCAGUGGUUUCUCAGCGAGGACGGCGGGGACGGGGAUGGCGCCGACGGGGUCACGGGCAGCAAGUUCCGGGCGGACUGGGCGUACCGGCGGCGGGACUUUGAGAAAGCCCUGUGUGAAUACUCAAACUGCCUACAGCUCUUACCUCCCGGCAACAUUGCAAUGAGACGAGAUGUCCAAGAAGGCCAGGCUCGGUGUUUAUCUCACUUAGGAAGGCACAAGGAGGCUCUGGGUAUUGCAGAAAAAAUGAGAAACAGCGCUACCAACACAGAUCACUUAACGACAGUUCUCAACCUGCAGUUUUCCAUUUACCAGGGCGUGGAAAAUGUAGAAAAAAAGAUCUUGUGUCUGCAGCAACUGAUCUGCUUACAUCCUUUCAACCCCUGGUUCUGGAAAUUUCUUGCUGAAGCUUAUAUGGGCCUUUUACAGAAUUUGUCUCCAUUAGUCGUUCCAGGAACAAAUCUAAAUCGUUCUGAAGAGGUUAGUGUAAGUGACAGUCGUUUCAAAACACCGACUGGAAGAGAGAUUAAUUUGCAGCCUCACCGAUCAGAUGGCCAGAAAGAAGGCCCUUGGUCCAGCCUUGCUGCAGAAACAAAGGGGGAGAAUGCAGUGACUUGUAGCAGCAGCCAAGUGGUGAAAGAAUUCCUCUGCACUUUGGGAGAACUGGAAAGGAUGGACGAAGGGAAAUGCGCAGACUCCAAGUCCUGGAAGCAGAACGUGUCGAAGAAAGUUGGGAUAAAGGCAUGUGCCUCGUUUAUUAGAGCAAGGCUUCUAUUUCAGCUUACCCAGUUGCAACAGUCAUCCUUUGUGCUAGAGACUAACAGAAAAGGUCAAAAAGAAAUUGAUGACAAAGUGGCACAACUUGGUUUUGAUGAAAACUCCUUGCUGUUGAUGACCAAGGUUAUGGGGCAGGAUCUUAUACCAGAAAAACUAAAAGAGGAGUUUCAGGGUGAGGUAAAAUGCAUAGGCCCUUCAGCAUUGUCAUCAUUGGUAAAUGUGUCAGUCAUGGAAUUUGAAGUCAAAUGGUUCGGUAAUCUCCAAGAUGAUUUAUGACACUUUGACAGUCAAUUCUAUUCAGGUAUAAUGUCCCACCUUUAGUAACUUAAAGGUUUUGUUGUAUUUAUUCUUGUAUCUCCAAAUGAUUAUGGCAUGAUACAUGCAAUAAAGUUCAUAUUGCAUUUUU